Messenger RNA from Bacillus rossius redtenbacheri, 3740 nucleotides. RefSeq lists its product as uncharacterized. Lineage: Eukaryota; Metazoa; Arthropoda; Insecta; Phasmatodea; Bacillidae. Gene Ontology annotation, molecular function: zinc ion binding. The record is from RefSeq and is a predicted model, not a curated record. The transcript has 3 exons. The coding region runs from base 198 to 3740 and encodes 1180 amino acids.
GAAAUCAAUUUUUUCACAACUGGAAGAUCUCCUAACCACAUCACAUCGCCAUAUUGAUUUCGCUCUGUGCUUUGUGCUUGCUGCUUGGUUGAUUUCGCUCUGUGCUUUGUGCUUGCCGUGUGGUUGCUGCUGUAUUUGAAUUUGUUAACUUAUAUUGACCUCUGAGUUAAUUUGUUUUGCUGUUUUUGUUCUUUCAGAUGGCGCUGAUCAUUGGGGAUUCUCAGGUCAAGUACCUGAACCAGUAUCUUUGGGAUGGAAUUACUUGCAUUCCUAAACCAGGGUACAAGGUUCAGGAUCUUGUGCCGAUUAUUGAAGAGGUUGGACCUUACUUCAAUAAAGUAGUCCUCCAUUGCGGAACCAACAAUGUGCUGAGCGAGGAUGCAGAGACCAUCGUCGACCAUAUUUUGAAUUUUGCAGAGACCUUGAAGAGGGUAAAUUCGUAUGCUACACUGAUGGUGUCAGGCAUCCUACCAAGGAAAAUGAAUGGCUACCGCUGUGAAACAUCUGGCCAGCGUGUUGCUGGGAUGAAUGCCAAGUCAGCUUGCGUAAACGAUAUGCUGCGACAGUGUUUGCCAAACAUGGAGGUAAUGUUCAUUGAACUGUGGGAUUUCUUUUUGCAGCCUGGAAUGAUUUCUUUUGAUGGACUUCACAUCACGGCUCAAGGUUGCAAGUUGCUGUGCAGAUCCUAUGGGAAGUUUUGCAAGAGUAAGGUGCCCAUCAAAUUGUCUGUUCCUACAGAACAAAAUGUUGCUGUUGUUUCCAGGAUUACUACAAUUUCUAGUAAGCAGCAAGGGGUCGCGGCAUCUUUACCUUCUAAUGAAGACUUUCCUUCCCUGGAAGAAUCUUGUACACAGAAGCGUUUUGUACUCUCUCAGGUUCCAAAAGUCAAAAAACUACCUGCUUUUCAGAGAAUGUCUCAGCGUUUGAAGGUUUUGCCUAGCCAGUUUACUUCAAUUUCUUGUGUACCUUGUGUAGUCCAGAAUUCCUUUGCCCCAGUAAAUCCUGUUGUGCCAUCAGCUGUUGAGUCUCUUAAAAGCAAUUUUCAGGUUCCUGUGUGUACCCCAUCUUCUGGACAGUCAUCAUCUCAGGCUAAAGUGUCUGGGCCACUACACAACGUAUCUUCUGCACCUCAUUCACCACUGCCAUAUUUUCAGCACAGUGCUUCAAAAAGGUUUUUUCGCCCAGUUCUGCCAUGUAUUGAAUCAUUUGUCCAUGAAAACAAGUUUAAUGUUUUGAAUUCUGUAACAGAGAACGAAGAUGCCAGCAUGUUUGAAAGUAGUUUUGGUGGUAAAAAGUGCAGUAAAAAGAUGAAAGAUUGUAGGUUUAAGAAUAGUGUAAAUCCAAGGAAAGUUCGGAGCCGUCUGGUUGGAGGGGGAGCCACUUCAUUAUCAGAAGGUGUAUCGUUCAGUAGUUAUAAGGAAUUUACAGAGGUUUAUGAACAGUGGUUAGAAGAAGGACAUCAUCCAAUGAGAGUGAACCAUUCUGUAAGAAGUCCUGGUGGUGGUGAUAAUAUUCCUUAUGUGCAGGUAAAAUAUGUGUGUAAACAUUUUGGUAAGCCUAGGAUUAGAGGUAAUGAUGUUCGGCCAAAUCAAAAGUAUAAUGCCAAAGGUUGCCCUGUACAUGUAAAAAUUAUUUAUAAUAAUAAGCUGAAAUGUUAUGUUGUGCGUAGUAUGAUUGAUUGCCAUAAUCAUGAAACUGGUCCAGAUGUCAUUAUGCAUUAUCCUGAUCAAAGAUUACUUGAUAAGGGGGAACAAGAGGCAAUUGCCCCUUUAAUCAAAUAUAACAUGGGCACGAAAGAAUUGAGACAGUUUAUUGGGGAUGAAAGUGGGAAAAUGUUACAGAGUAAGGAUGUUCACAAUUUACGUCAGCGGGCAAAAGAGAAUAUUGUUGAUGGGCGCAGUCAGGCAGCUUUGUUGGUAGAUGAGCUAACGAAACUGCAAGAGGAAAUUGGCUGUUCAGUUCAUAUAGAAACUGAUGAAAAUAAUGAAUUACUUUUUCUUGUAAUGCAAACUAGUUUUAUGAAAAAUUUAGCUAGUAAAUACAGUGAUGUUUUGAUGAUAGAUGGUACUUACAAGGUUAAUGCUGAAGGUUAUCCAUUAUAUUGCGUUUUGUGUGAGGAUGGGAAAGGGCAUGGAAAACCUAUUAGUUAUGUGUUUGUCAGAAAUGAAACAGAAGUAGUUCUUAGUAAAGCUUUUGUCAAAGUUUUGGACCUGAAUCCUAACAUGUUAAAUUGCAAAGUAAUGAUAAUGGACAAAGACAGGGUAGAAAUGAAUAUAGUGUCAAAAAUGCUCCCCCAAUGCAAAAUUAUUUUAUGCUCCUUUCAUGUCUUGAAGGCUUUCAAAGAAAAAGUUGCGUCGUUAGAUUGUACGAGAGAGAAGAAGGCACAGGUGGCGGCAUGCUUGAAGCAGCUUCUUUAUUCUUCGACAGAAGAUUCUUAUAACACUAAUUUUCAGGUUUUGUUAAAUGUUGCCCCUUCUGAAUUUAUGCAAUACUAUAUUAUAAACUGGGAUAAAUGUAAAGAGCUUUGGGUGUUUGCUUUCAGAAGGAAGGAGUUGACUUUAGGUAAUAAUACAAAUAACAGACUGGAAAGCCAUAACCAAAAGCUGAAACAGUAUUUGAAGUCAAGCAUGCAUUUACCUGAGGCAGUGAAGGCACUAUGUGAUUUCAUACGAGUUUUGGAAGUCAAUUUUUCUCAAGAAGCUUUCAAAGAAAUGAAGACUCAUAUUAAUAAGAAUUUUUCUGAUAAUAUUCAUUUACAGAUAUCUUCUCAUUGCACUGUCGAAGCCACCAAAUUAAUAUGUAGGCAGCUGGAAAAGUCUAAACAAGAAAUGAUAUAUGCUAAUGGUAAUGUGUCUUUUAAUGGCUUCAGCUACUGUAUAGGCAAUAACUUUACAGUAUGCAGUUGCACAUUUUUUUCACAGUAUUCUCUGCCUUGUGCACAUUUGUUGUUUGCCAGAAGAGCUUGUGGAAUGUGUGUAUUUUCAGAAGAUACUGUCAGCAGUAGAUGGAAGAAAGAUACAUUUGUGGGUUCUUUGCCAUCUUCUCAGAGUGAAAUGUCUGUUUCCACAUAUGUUGUUGAGAAAACACUGCUGAGAAAGCCUCUUUCCGAAAGAGAGAAAUAUAACUUGGCUCUUUCCCAUUUGAAACCAAUUGCUUCUUUCAUUGCGACAUUAGGUGUAAAACAGUUCAAUGACUGCAUCAACAAGACCAAUGAAUUCUUUGGACAGCUACUACAAGAUUUCCGGAGUACCAGCAUGCACUUACCAGAACAUAAUUCUGUAGUUACUGAUGGCAGUAUUGGUUCCCCCCAACAUGUCUCUGUUAAUAGUCUUGCUAGUAGUUUCUGUGAAAAUAAUAAUUUCAGCUGCCCAGCAGACGCUUCUUUGCUGCAUGAUGAGUUGGGAGAGUUUUUAAAGUUUACAGGUUCAAGUGUUCCCAGUGAAGAAAGUAAUUUUUGUGAAAAUGUUUCCUCUGCAUCCACUUUACCUCUAACUGUAUCUUCUUCCUUUAGUGUUAAUGAUAAGACUAAGUUUCAGUAUGUUGAUUGUCUACCAGAAUCUAGGUAUGAUUCCGUUCUUUCUGAGCCAAACCUUUGUGAAAAUGUUUUGCAGGAAAGCUUCAGUAGUAGUUUAAUUGCAGAUCCUAAUGGAUAUGGUAAUGAACCACAAAGUUUUGAUAGUCUAGAAAGUCAAUUCACUGGAGGGAUUAACCUUCUGCAGCUGCAGCUCACCGCCAGGUGA